Molecule: messenger RNA, 333 nt
Organism: Sitodiplosis mosellana (orange wheat blossom midge)
Lineage: Eukaryota; Metazoa; Arthropoda; Insecta; Diptera; Cecidomyiidae
Exons: 1
Source: RefSeq, a predicted model, not a curated record
ACGAUGCGGCUGAAGGAUUGAUUCAACUGUCUCGCCAACAAUCGUCACAAUUGUAUCUACAAACACCAACACGUGCACCACCAUCACCAGUAUUGCUACCGCCGUCACCACGAUCAUUGCCGCUUCCCCAAGGAUUUGAUUCUGCACCGAUACAAUCACCGAGAACGCCGAAUACCGCUCGACGACCACCAACACCACGAUUUCCACGUUUAUCACAAUCCAUCGCUCGGUUGGAAGGACUAAGCCGUGAGCGAGACUUGCAGCGGCGUGAACGAGAGCUCGAGCAAGAGCAAGAGCAAGAGCGUCAGCGACAGCUUCAACAGGAGCGGGAGC